AAUAAAAACCAAAUGUAGAAAACGAACAUGUGGCACAGAGGAUUAAUAAAGAAACACGGUAGACCAGUGUUUUGCUGUAGUGUCCAACGAACUCCAAAGCCCAAAUCUCAAAGCUUUUUUUACUUUUUCCCCAAAUCCGCAGAAUCUUCUUCUUCAGCUUUGAGUUUCCACAGAGAGUGAGAGAGAGAAAGAUCGAUACUUUAUACAGUAUCAUCUCCCACUCAUUCUCUCUGUCGCUUGAAGCAGCGAGAGAGAGAGAGAGAGAGAGAGAGUUUAAUGCGAAUUUAUGGGUUUGAUCUACAGAUCUGUGUACCCUAAUUUAUGUCUCUCGCGUAACGGUCAUAUUUCAAUUUGAGCUCUUCAUCGCUGCGUUUAUGUGAUCUCGGAGCUCUUGCAAGUGAAUUUUUAGGGUUCGUGUAGUGUGAAAGAGAGGAAGAGAUGCUGACUUGUAUAGCGUGCACGAAGCAGCUUAACACCAACAAUGGCGGAUCUACUCGAGAAGAAGAUGAAGAAGACGGAGUCAUUGGGACUCCUAGGACUAAGCAGGCCAUUAAAUCACUGACGUCACAGCUAAAAGACAUGGCAGUAAAAGCUUCAGGGGCAUAUAAAAACUGCAAACCGUGUUCUGGGACAUCAAACCGGAAUCAGAAUCGAAACUAUGCUGAUUCGGAUGUUGCUUCGGAUUCUGGGAGAUUUCAUUAUGCAUACCAGAGAGCCGGGACUGCAAGCUCAACUCCAAAGAUUUGGGGGAAUGAUAUGGAGUCCAGGUUAAAAGGGCUUUCUAGUGAAGAAGGUACACCUACGUCCAUGAGUGGCCGAACGGAAUCCAUAGUGUUCAUGGAGGAGGAUGAAGCCAAGGAAUGGGUUGCGCAAGUGGAGCCUGGUGUUCUUAUCACAUUUGUGUCAUUGCUUCAAGGAGGGAAUGAUCUAAAGAGAAUUCGGUUCAGUCGUGAGAUGUUCAAUAAAUGGCAAGCUCAAAGAUGGUGGGUGGAGAAUUUCGAGAAGGUCAUGGAGUUAUACAAUGUGCAGCAGUUCAAUCAGCAGAGCGAGCCACUUCCAACUCCUCCUGUAUCUGAAGAUGGGGUCUCACAAAUACAGUCCGCGAAGGACAGUCCUGUAACUCCACCUCUGGAAAGAGAGCGACCUCGCAGCAAUAUUCCAGGCUCUUCUGGUCUUGCUUCAACACCAAAGCUCUCUAGCAUCAGCGGAACCAAGACAGAAACAUCAUCAAUCGAUGGUUCUGCUAGAAGUAGCUCAGUAGAUCGAUCUGAGGAGGUAUCAGUGAGUAACGCAAGCGACAUGGAAAGUGAAUGGGUAGAACAAGAUGAGCCUGGUAUCUAUAUUACUAUCAGAGCUUUACCAGAUGGUAAUCGCGAGCUUAGACGCGUUCGAUUCAGCCGAGACAAGUUUGGGGAAACACAGGCGAGGUUGUGGUGGGAACAGAACAGAGCUCGGAUACAACAGCAAUACUUGUGACUUGAUGAUAGAUUUACUAAGUGGAGCAGCUAUUAGACGAAGAAACAAACAACAACAACAACAGAAGACUUAAUUUAUUAACAAAGACUUUUCUUUUUAUUUUUUUAGUUAUAACUUGAUUACUUGAACAAAAGCUAAACAAAGACUUUCUUCUCAAUUUUCUUGCUUCUUGUUAGAUUUAAUUUAGAUAGAUCGAUAUUCAGCAUUUCAUUUCAGAUUUGAUAAUUUAUGGAAUACAAUAAUUAUUAUGUGAUUUUA
Arabidopsis lyrata subsp. lyrata is the source of this 1734-nucleotide messenger RNA. Its product is annotated as protein Brevis radix-like 3. The transcript has 6 exons. NCBI's taxonomy places the organism in Eukaryota, Viridiplantae, Streptophyta, Magnoliopsida, Brassicales, Brassicaceae. The record is from RefSeq and is a predicted model, not a curated record. The coding region runs from base 439 to 1476 and encodes 345 amino acids.